AUGAAAAUAGCUAAGGAAGCUCAGAACCUCAUAGACACUGUGACAAAUAAUCAAUACUUCUAUGGUCAUCAAAGGCAAUGCCAACCAGCUCAAAGGAAGGGUGUAUUGGAGCUGGAAGGUGUGGAUACCACUUUAGCUCAAAACAAAGUGAUGCAUCAACAGAUUCAACAACAAAUGGAGAUGAUGGCCAAGAGGAUUGAUGGUCUUCAAGUUGCAGCAGUGAACACUCCAAAUCAACCACCAGCUGGGUGGGGGCAAAAUGAGGAAAUCUAUGAAGAACAGCAGCAAGAGCAAGUCAAUUAUAUGCACAACCAAGUGGCUGAAAGAGCACCCCAUGCAUUACCAAGUGACACCAUUCCUAAUUCUAAAGAAGAAUGCAAAGCAAUCCAAUUAAGGGGUGGAAGAACCUUGGUAAAGGAUAAAGAAACUAACAAGAAGCCUGUGGAGAAUGAUGAGGCUAGCAGCAAGGAAGAAGUGACACUUAAGGAGAAGGACCAAGAUAAGCUCAAGGAUAAAGAGGAACAUCAAGCUUCUAAGAAGGAAGAGAAGACUUACAUCCCUCCUUUGCCAUACCCUCAAAGAUUGCAGAAGGAGAUCAAAGACCAACAGUUCCCCAAGUUUCUAGAAGUUUUUAAGAAGUUGGAGAUUAACAUUCCACUUGCUGAAGCUCUAGAACAAAUGCCUCUAUAUGCAAAAUUCCUCAAAGAGCUUAUCAAUAAGAAAAGGAGUUGGAAUGAGAAAGAGACAGUGAUCUUAACCCAGGAAUGUAGUGCAGUGAUCCAAGAAGGCAUUCCACCAAAACUCAAAGACCCUGGGAGCUUCUUCUUGCCUUGUACCAUUGGUAACAUAAUCAUUGACAAGGCACUGUGUGAUUUGGGAUCCAGUAUCAACCUGAUGCCUAUGUCUAUGAUGAGAAGGCUAUGUAUAGAAGAAGUGAAGCCUACACAGAUGUCCUUGGAGCUAGUGGAUAGAUCCCUGGUGAUUCCCAAGGGGUGA
This is a messenger RNA of Arachis ipaensis, 996 nucleotides long. The record is from RefSeq and is a predicted model, not a curated record. Lineage: Eukaryota; Viridiplantae; Streptophyta; Magnoliopsida; Fabales; Fabaceae.